This is a messenger RNA of Aspergillus vadensis CBS 113365, 1593 nucleotides long. Its product is annotated as putative C6 finger domain protein. The transcript has a single exon. The record is from RefSeq and is a predicted model, not a curated record. The coding region runs from base 1 to 1593 and encodes 530 amino acids. Lineage: Eukaryota; Fungi; Ascomycota; Eurotiomycetes; Eurotiales; Aspergillaceae.
AUGUCCCCCCCAACCCCGCUAAAUCCUCCAACCCUCCAACAGCUCCUCACCCGCCUCGCCCUCGCAAAGCGCCUCUUUCUCAAACCGAAAUCCAAACGGCGCCUCACACAACAAACCACCACCACCAAAAAGAAGCCCACAACUACCCCUCCCACGCGGGAAUACUCCCUCCGCAAACGCCCUCCACCAGUCACCACUCCAACUACCAUACUCACCUCCUGGCGCGACGAAGACGACAGCACCGACGACGACGACUACGAUCCGCGAAUCGAGCGAGCGUACCUAAGACGCAAGAAGCCAGCGAAGCGAGCCAAGACAGAGAACGGGAACUUGAGUCUCAUUGUGAAGAUCAAGAUCAACAUGGAGAGUGAAGCCGGGAAGGCUUUUCUGGAUACGUUGGGGAUGUAUCAGGAUGAUGAUAACGAUCCGAUAGUUGACGAAAAGAGAACUAAGAUUAUGGGGGAUGAGGAUAUAGUUGAAGGAAUGUCAAUACCAUCAUCAGCGUGCAAGCCAUGCAUCGAAAAAGGGAGGUCAUGUUCCAUAACCAGUACACAUCUCCUGAAUGAUCAAGAACCAGACACAGGGACAAUGAAGUACCCAUGCGAACAAUGCAUCCAAGACACUAUCAUCUGUGAACCCAUGCCCACCCAACCCAUACCUACAGUCCCCAAUCCCUAUACAUCACCAUCAACUACACCACCCCCAGAAACCCAUCCUUCAAUAAUCCAAACCAUAACAACAAUAACCACCUCCCUCACCCACCCCAUAACCCUAACCCCAACAUCCCAAACCUGCUCCUUCUGCCCCUCCCUCCCCUACAGCCUCUUCGGACAGUACCAACCCCCGCGAACAAUCUCCGUCUUACCGAUCCUGCCCCGGGGGAAUAAACUAGGAGAUUACAUGGAACUACAUCCGCAAUUAUCUACUACUACUAGUAUUAUAACACGCAUAUGCGUGACAUGUGCAUUGGAACGAUUGCGGAUAAUGCUUUGCGGUACACACACACCCACAUUAUCAACAUCAUCACUAGCACCAUCUUCUGAAUCUUCUUCUACAUCAGAAUCGAAAUCAACAUCUCAAUCCAUCUCAUCACCAACAACCCACAAAAUCCUCCCACUAAAAGGCUACGACCCCAACACAUUCGACUUCGAAACCGCGUAUAAAAACCUCGCUUCUUCAUCAUCAUCUUUUCUGUCCUCAGCAUGUUCACUACAACCUACCACCACUACUACUACUACUAACCCCUGGUGUUCUCUGUGUCCGCAUCCUGCGUUUUAUGGAUGUGCGAGAUUGCAGAGUAGGGAUGUUUAUCUGGAGGAAAUCACUGAGCCUCAAGCAAUGGGUGUUGGAUGCGGGUUGUUGCUUUGUGAGCGGUGUGAGGUGUUGAUGCGGAUGUUUAAGGGAAGGGUGGAGGAUGUGGUGAGGAGGAAUGAGGAGGAUGCGGUGAAGAAUUAUAGUACUACUGGUGAUGGUGGGAUUGGAGGGAGUAGGGCCGAUGUGGGGUUUUUGUUAAAGGGGGAGUGGCUUUGGAGGGUGUUUAUGGGGGAAGGGGAUUGUCUUCUUCAACCUUUUGCUGGUUCUGGGAAUAGAUAG